UAGCGCUCUAAAGCUGUCCACUCCUGUCUAUAAAUACUAUUCCCUCGGUUGUUUUUCUACAUGGAGGUUGUCGCGUUUUGAUUGGCCGUUUGGAAGACGGUGGCUCUUAUUGGUCCAAUCUAGUGUCAGUUUUAGGACAUUUUGAAGUACUUGUUUAGAAGUCUUACUACAUUCCGGUUGAGCGGUGCUUAAGAAAUAAUGCGUGUGCCGCCCGCGCGGGAGGUUUAGGUUCCGUUCUGUAAUCAAACACAAAACAGCCCGGUAAUGUGUCAAGUGCCACUGUCUUAGUUUCACUCCUUUUAAAAUUUACGAUUAAUUUCACCCUCCAGCAGCACGAAGAUGGGACUGAAGUGGAUUCACAGAAACCUGCUGCAGGCUGCUUGGCUGUGGAGUCUGCUGGCUGGUCAGGUGAACAGCUGUCCAGAUAGCUGCAGUUUGUGUUCAGGGCCAGAAAAUAACCAGUGUGAGGAAUGCAGAGCUGGUUGGUCACUCCAUAAUAAGAUCUGUGUAGACAUUGAUGAGUGUGGCACUGAGCUGGGUAACUGUCCUCCAAAUAGUUACUGCUUUAAUACAGAAGGAUCCUUUGAGUGCAGAGGUUGUGACCUGGCCUGUGUGGGCUGCAUGGGUAGCGGACCAGCACGCUGCAGGAAAUGUGCUUCUGGGUACAGACUGACAGGGUCCAAGUGUUUGGAUAUAGAUGAAUGUAGUGACCGGGUGCUUGCCUGUCACGGUCUGGAUGAGAUUUGUAGCAACACAGAAGGCGCUUUCCGUUGUGACUGUGCUCAAGGAUUCAUCCGCAGGGACGGUGUUUGUGUGAAGAAGCAGCUGCCUAAUGUUGAGGAAAAAGGUCUGUUUGAGGACAUCCAGGAUGAUGAAGUGGAGGUACUGCAGCAGAUGUUUUUUGGGGGGGUGCUUUGUGCUCUGGCAACACUUGCAGCAAAGGGAGAUUUGGUCUACACAUCUGUAUUUAUGGGAGCACUGGCAGCCAUGGCGGGUUACUGGCUUUCUGACAGAGGAGACCGCAUGUUAGACAGCUUCAUAAAGGGACACUAAA
Archocentrus centrarchus (flier cichlid) is the source of this 1054-nucleotide messenger RNA. RefSeq names its product CRELD disulfide isomerase 1a (gene creld1a). The record is from RefSeq and is a predicted model, not a curated record. Gene Ontology annotation, molecular function: calcium ion binding. Lineage: Eukaryota; Metazoa; Chordata; Actinopteri; Cichliformes; Cichlidae. Bases 340 to 1053 code for a protein of 237 amino acids. The transcript has 6 exons.